This is a messenger RNA of Orbicella faveolata, 1940 nucleotides long. RefSeq names its product mitochondrial coenzyme A transporter SLC25A16-like. Gene Ontology annotation, cellular component: mitochondrial inner membrane. Gene Ontology annotation, biological process: transmembrane transport. Lineage: Eukaryota; Metazoa; Cnidaria; Anthozoa; Scleractinia; Merulinidae. The record is from RefSeq and is a predicted model, not a curated record.
GCCGUGCGUGCUUUGUAUCAUGACCACUCACUGGUCAUGAUCAGUGUUUUGGUUAUUUGCCAAUAUAUUCUUGAGGAAAAGGAAACUGAACAUUUUGGACAGUCGAAGGCGUACAGAUGAAUUCUUCGAAGUUUUUCUCUGCUUGAAGAAUUGAAGCUUUUAUGCCAAGAUGUGAAAACUGAGUUCUGUUGUGAAAAUUGACGUAGCCGUCUUGGUUUGCUCCUUUGGUCACGUUUUUGGCUUUUCUGCGUGAAGAUGGAAUCAAGGGCUGACCACGUACUUCUAACAUUCGUAGCUGGAGAAUCAACCGGUUUACAGUUUUUCUCCAUUGUGGUUACAACAAAUGACACCAGGCAGCAGCAACUAACAGGCAUUUCUACAUGCUGUGCUAAGACAUCUACAGCUCCUUUGGAAAGACUGAAAAUACUGUUUCAGGCUCAGAACCGUCAUUACAAGGACAUGGGUGUUUUACGAGCUUUAAGAGUCAUUUACCAGAAGGAAGGAGCUUUGGGUUAUUACAGAGGAAAUGGUGCACUGAUGUUACGAGUAUUUCCAUAUGGUGCUGUUCAGUUUGUGUCAUAUGAACAGUACAAAAAGGUCAUUGGUCCAAGGUGUGAUAAUUGCUCAGUGAGUAAACUCUUCUCUGGGUCUCUUGCAGGUAUUACAGCCUGUUCAUUUACUUAUCCCUUGGAUGUUGUUCGCUCACGCCUGGCAUUUCAAGUGGCUGAUGAAAAAAUAUACUGUGGUGUAUGUCAUGUAAUUCGCCAGAUAGUCACCACAGAGGGAGGAUUUACAGCUCUUUACCGAGGAUAUGGAGCUACAGCACUUGCAAUGAUUCCAGCUGUUGGUUUUGGCUUCUUUGCUUAUGAGAGCUUAAAAGACUUCAUCCUGGCAAUGAAUGGUGCGUUAACAAAGGUGAACAAGGAAGAUCAAGCAGUUCUCACCCCUUUGGGUGGACUUAUGUGUGGUGCUUUUGCUGGGGCAUCAUCACAAACAGUCGCAUAUCCUUUAGAUGUUGUUAGACGACGCAUGCAGCUUGCUGGAGCAGUAUCUGAUGGUUACAAAUACAGUGGCUGUAUCAACACCUUUGUAACAGUGUACAUGGAAGAUGGUGUAAGAAAAGGCUUGUACCGAGGCUUAUCAAUCAACUACUUGAGGGUAGUGCCACAAGUGGCAGUCAUGUUCAGUGUGUAUGAACUGACCAAGCAAUAUCUGAGUCAAGAGGUAACCAGUCCAAGGAGCGAGUGACUGGUGUAUGUCCCGUCUGACUCAAUGAAAGACAACUCAAUGAAGGUUGUAAUUCAACCAAUACGGUAAAGCACCAUUGACCAUCAUCUGGCAAUUCUUUUUUUGUUCUAGCAUGACAUUGGAAAAGAUUUUCAGAAUGUUUUUCAGGAAAAACAAAACAACAUCUGAUGACCAGUGAUUAAAAAUUUUGUAAUACUGGAAGCUCUUUCAAAUGUUGAGUGGUGAACAGAAAUGUGGGGAUAAGCUAUUACGCAGCCAAGAGAACACAUUUUAUUGAUACUGCAUAACCAAGCUAGGUGUAGCGCUCGUGUAAGGCAUUUCUAGAACACGUGAUCUGUCACUGGUGAAAAAUGUGAGUAUAUAAAAUGAUUAACAUCAGUGGAAAGAGUUUGACGAAAUUAGAUUGCAAUUACUAUGAGACAUCUUAUCAGGCAAGGAAUAACAUAUCUUGAUAACAAGAGUUAACAUUAUUUUCAUAUUGCUCUUAUGGUCGGGAUAGCGGUAAAUAGGUCGCUCGUUUCUGGAAAACGACAACACUUUUUAAUGAUGCUACAAGAUCAUUAGCAUCAACAAAGAAAGCAUUUGCAAAAAUGUUUAAAUUCUGUAGCGUAUGGAAUAUUAAUUAUGGGCCCGGAAUGCUUGUCUUGCUACUUUGGUUGAGCACAGAAUAAAAAGUAUUUUUUCCUCUUGGA